CAUGUAACUUCCUGUCCAUAAGCAUAUUCAUAAGGAAUGCUCUUGGCACACCUUGAUAAGUUACUUUGGCCAAAACAGCGGUUGCUUCUUGUAAAAUACCUAAAUGGCAGCACAGAAAAGGAAGUCUACACUACUAGAACCUUCUGCUAAACGUCCAAAGCUGGAUAAGAACAGCAAUUUAGCUUCAACAAAGAAAGAAAGAGAGGUUUCAGGUACAAAACAUGUCUCAAAUAAAUCAAAGCCAAAUAAAGCUGCAGUGCAAGAGAAAACACUCAAAGCACCUACCAAACUAAACAGGUCAGUGGUAAGUAAAGACAACAAAAAUUGUACUAGGCCUUCUUCCCACACUAAACCAGUGCAGAAACAACCUAAACAGAGUGAAAUUGACUUAAACAGAAGAUCCUGUAAAAUAGGACCUGUCAGAAGAUCAACUCUAAAAUCAUUAAGUAUGGUAUCUUUUACAAAGUCACCCUCCAAAACUUCAAAAAUGAACCAUACUAGUUUCUUGAAAUCUGCAAAGACCUCUUCCAAAACGAGUCCUGAAGGAAAGAAUAAUUCUACACAAGGAAAGGUCUCUGAAAGCAAGAGACAGCAGCAAUUAAAAACAAUUUCAAAUGAUAAAAAGCAUUCAUCUGAAACCCAGAGUAGUAGACGUCCUGUCUUGCAAUGUGUAAAAACAUUAAAUACAGCGCUGCGGAGAAAUUGUGUAGAAAUGAAAUCUGUUAAAGACCAUUCUAAAGAAAAUACAUCUAAAAGCUCUAAAGAUGUAAAAACUGAUAGAGAUUUAGAACUAGACGUUAAGGGUACUAAAAAGAAUCUUGCAAAAAAGUCAUCUUCUCAAGAAGCUGAACAACAGUUGGAUAAUUCUAUUAGUGGUAACACAGAUGAACCUGAAUUAGGGAUGCGUAUGACUACAAGAUCUUCAAGCACCAACUCUAACAAUAAAAAUGUACAGCAACAACCAAAAGCCACAAUAAAUAAGGAAGUGCGCCAGAAAAAAUCUAUAAAAGAAAUUUCUAAGUCAAAAAGUACAGUUACCCCAAAUGAACAACAGAUGAGGAGGUCACAGAGAUUGCAGCAGUUAUCAGAAGUGCCAGCAAGAUCACUGCGUAACAGAGACAUUAAAGAAGGAAAAGUUUCAGAAACGAAACAAGGCACCCAGACGAAAAAACAUGAUCAAGGUGUUGAAGUUGAAACGUUUAAACCUGGUAAGCAGAAAAUAGAGCAGAAAAACAUAAAAAUAAAACUUGAUUGUACAAAUGAAGAUGGAAAAAUACUUAAAGAAAUAACUAGCUCUCCAAAAGAGAGUAAGUGUAAAGUAGACCAUAAAAACAAGGAUACCAGUGGUUCCCAACAUAGCCAUCAGGGCUCACGGUCACUUAUGGAUAAUAAUCUUCAGCAAGAAGUUAAGAAAGAAAAAGCAGACACCAAGUCUCCUAUUCCUUGCCAUGUGAAAAAAGUAGAUGUGGUAAGCCCUUUUCGACCAACUUCUGUGACAGAAAAUAAGGAAGAGCAACCAGUGCAUCAGAAUGGAAAAAGCAGUGUAAAAGUUAAGAGAGUUUCACAGCCACCAGUAAACAAAGCAGAUCAAGGCCAUCAGCCAGAGAACACUGAGAAGUCCAAACGUGUAAGCAUCCUCGAACUCUGUGAAGAAAUUGCAGGUGAGAUUGAGUCGGACACUGUUGAGGUAAAAAGAGAUUCUCCUAACACUGAGUAUGAAAAAAGAGAAGAGAAGCAUGCAGAAGAACAGCUGCGACAGACUGAAAUACUUACUCAGAAGGAACCCAAUCAAAGCACUCAGUGCAAGAGGUUCUUCCCUAGCAAAAAAGGAAUGCCUGUCAAAUGUACACUGAAUGGCAGAAAUAAUUCCACAAACAAAAACUCUAAGUGGACCAAAAUUAAACUAUUGAAAGCUAAUCACAUGAAGCAAAGUAAUUUAAAAUCUGCAAGUGUUUCCACACUUGCUUUGUUAAAAAUGAAAUCUACAGUUGCAGAGAUGAGUCGAGUGCCAGCUAUGGAAAUGCAGCUUUCAAAAGCUCCAGUCAAAUUGCCAGUGACAAAAGCAUAUGAGGAUGAAAGUAAAACUUGUUUGCGGGAGAAAUCGGAAGUUUCUUCUGAAGGAGCUAAAGCUAAAGAUGUGACAUCAGGAGCAAAACAACUCACAAAAAGAGUUGCUGAAAAUGGCUUGGAUAAUUUGACAAAACAAUGUCCUGAGCCAGCCCCAGAUGAGAGUUUCAGCCUGCAUUUGGAUUCAAGCCCAGAAAGUUCUCCAGCAAAAAGUAUUGCAGUACCUCCACCACCAAAACAAGCCAAGAAAGAGGCAGGAGAGUGUCAAUCUCAAGGUUUGGCUCCCAAGCAGUUGGUGCGUGCUUUAUUCACAAAUCAAACAUCUGAGACUAAUGAGAACAGGGUCCCUUUGUCAAAUCAUACACUAACACCAAGGUGCAGUAGUGUACUAUCAGAAGAGCAUAUUCAGAAAUUAAAAGAAGCAGGAAAAGAUGGUGAUAAGCAGCUGAUAAUUGAUGCAGGACAAAAGAGGUUUGGCGCUAUUUCCUGCAAUAUUUGUGGAAUGCUUUAUACUGCAUCAAAUCCAGAGGAUGAAACUCAACAUCUGCUGUUUCACAAUCAGUUCAUUAGUGCUGUAAAAUAUGUGGGAUGGAAAAAGGAGAGAAUUUUGGCUGAGUACCCUGAUGGCAAAAUAAUAAUGGUUCUUCCUGAUGAUCCAAAAUAUGCACUUAAAAAGGUUGAAGAGAUUAGAGAGAUGGUUGACAAUGACUUGGGGUUUCAACAAGCUCCACUAAUGUGCUAUUCUAGAACAAAGACACUUCUCUUUAUUUCUAAUGACAAAAAAGUGAUUGGAUGCUUAAUUGCUGAGCAUAUACAGUGGGGCUAUCGAGUUAUAGAAGAGAAGAUUCCAGAAGCUAGCUCAGAAAAUGACAAAGUCACAUUUGAAAGGCAAAAAGCCUGGUGCUGCUCAACUUCUCCUGAGCCUGCAAUCUGUGGGAUUAGUCGAAUUUGGGUGUUCAGCAUGAUGCGCCGGAAGAAAAUUGCUUCUCGGAUGAUAGAAUGUCUUAGGAGUAACUUUAUAUAUGGCUCAUAUUUGAGUAAAGAAGAAAUUGCUUUCUCUGAUCCAACUCCUGAUGGAAAACUCUUUGCAACACAGUACUGUGGCACUGGCCAGUUCCUGGUAUAUAAUUUUCUCAAUGGACAACAUCACACUUAAGUGGAAUUCCUUCAGCAAGUUACUAGAAGACUUCUGCUCAAAUGUACUGAAUGGGUACUGACCUUAACCAGGAGCUAGGGCCAUUUUUUUUUUAUCCCAAUGAACUCAGGACUGGUAACAGCCAAAAGGUUGUACUAUUUUAUUACAGUUGUAAACAAUGCAGUAAUAGGCUAACUUGUUUUUUUAAAGAAGAUAUUUUGUUAACUUUUACAGAAGUUUAUGAUUGUAUUUUAUCUAUAGUUAGUCAUGUUUACAUGCAGCAGAUACUUGUUCAUAGUGGACUGUAAAUUAAUGCAAGGACUAUGGUCUCACUGAUGAGUACAUAUUGAAGUUCUUAAUUUGGUGAUAUACCAGUGCUCUUUAGUACUGUACAUUUUUAGUAUUUGACCUGCUACCACCAGUUUGGAAGGUUUUAUAAGGUAGAUAGAAGAUUCUGUUUGACAACAUUUAAAACUAUAUUCAGAACAUCAAUGAAAGGAGUAUAUUAUGGCUGGGGUUGGCAGCCUAUUGCCCAUGUUCCAGAUCCAGCCUGUAGGACCACUGGAUCUGGUUGGUGGGCAAAGGGCUUCAGAGGUAGGGGGUGCCAUUUGUGGGUGCUCUCCCAUGCUACCAUGAGGAUGGGCACUGGCUGCCUCUGACUUUGGAUAGGUUGUUCCAGCCCAGAGCCAGAAAAGGCUCCCUACUUCUCUAUUAUGGUGCAGUAUUUAAUGGUGAUGAAAUUCACAGAUCACAUGGCAGGUCCUGGUAUGCUUUCUGUGCAUUCAUGUAACAGGGAUGAAUUAACCUGGGUCCUUUAGUAACAUAAAAUAUAGGACAUUUGCAUACUGUUGUUUGUGAAAGAUGAACUUAAAACAAAAGAACUGGUGUAAGGACUUCAUAUUCCUUCAAAUGCUGUACUGGGUAUAUGCCUUUGUUAUUGGACUUCAUUCUGUUACUUGUCUCUUUCAUAAAGCCCUCUUCUUUAAAAGGGUGUAUAUGUUGAAAAAAUGCUGUGGCCUUUCUUGAUCUGUAUAUAAUGUAGAUUUAAAAAAUAAAGUACUUGAUAGCUUUUUUUAAA
This is a messenger RNA of Gavialis gangeticus (Gharial), 4280 nucleotides long. RefSeq names its product establishment of sister chromatid cohesion N-acetyltransferase 1 (gene ESCO1). Lineage: Eukaryota; Metazoa; Chordata; Crocodylia; Gavialidae. Gene Ontology annotation, molecular function: protein-lysine-acetyltransferase activity. Gene Ontology annotation, biological process: mitotic sister chromatid cohesion. The record is from RefSeq and is a predicted model, not a curated record. Bases 104 to 3223 code for a protein of 1039 amino acids. Gene Ontology annotation, cellular component: nucleus; chromatin. The transcript has 10 exons.